Molecule: messenger RNA, 2047 nt
Organism: Suillus discolor
Lineage: Eukaryota; Fungi; Basidiomycota; Agaricomycetes; Boletales; Suillaceae
Exons: 12
Coding region: 208-1728 (506 amino acids)
Molecular function (GO): protein binding
Source: RefSeq, a predicted model, not a curated record
AAUAAUGCCAGUUUGACUGAACAGCGAGAAACCUCAAAGGAGCCACAGUGGCAGGAGACAACAUUGCAAGUUGGUCACUCCCAUUACACGCUAAUUCUUUCUGGGACCUGCAAGACAUUUGGAAAUUCAGGGUUCCCGGCAGCUCGCGCAUUACCACAUCGGAGAGGCACUCCUCUCUCCUGAAGUCUUUUAUCUUAGUUUGCUUUCAUGUCUCUCAAACUACCAGCCGAAAUUAUCGAUGUCGACGCUCUCCUAUCAGAUGAGGACGAACCAGCUGAUGCGAUUCAAUUCGUAGGGUACGGCCCGGGGGGAAACUCACAAUACACGAACGCCACGGGUCGGAUGACAACUAUCAAGAAUGAACCAGUCGCUUCCUCGUCCCGCUUGCCUCCGCCCCCAGGACCCAAUUUGCAAUUCAAAGACAGUCAUACAUUAUUCACCUACGCGCGUCCAGGGCUCUUUGAAGUUGUUGAAGAAGAAAAGAGGAAAAGAAUGGCGAUGGAACGCGUUGGAGAACCACCUUUGAAGAAACGUGCAACAAGUUCCGCCAUCGCAAUUGCAAAUGCGCCCAGUCGACAAAAGGAAAAACGCAAGCAGCCGUUUGGGUGGAAGGAGCCAGAAAUCAUUGAUUUGAUGAUUUGUAGCAGCGACGAUGACAUCCUGGUUAAGAAACCUAGACUCGAAUCCGAGGACAACCACUUGUUUUCCGACCGCAUGACUGAUAUCUACACGAAUGAUGAUAGCAACCAAAUGAACUGCAGUAACGAUAUGCAUGACCCGAACGAUUUUCUCCCUCGGACAAAUGCACUGCCAUCUCUAUCGCAACCACUAUCAUCUGAAGGCUCUGGAUAUGACUCUGAAGAGGAGUACACGAAUUAUAUGGCUUCUCUCGAUAUUUCGGAUGAGUCCAAAUGGAAUUCGAUGCCCUUAAGCAACAAGGCCGAAGAUCUUUCGCCCAAUUUGAAGCUCGAGGUUGACCCGGCACGUCCACGACCUGGGGAACUGCGGCCGUUACGUCCGAAGUACUUCGCCGUACACUAUCCAGUUACCCCCUUAGAUCCAAUAUACAAGGAGCAAUUUUUUUGGGGAAAACUAAAUUCAGUGCCAGGUUUCCGACCGCGCGCACUAAAACCACCUGCCCGACUUCGCUUCGCUAGGCAUUUACCGGGACGCACGCGCCCUCUCAAACUAUUUCAAGAUCUUGCUUACGAGAAGUUGGGUGUUGUGCAAUCGCAUCGUCAGGCAGCAUCAGGAUCUAUAAAUAAGAUUGUUCAAGUUCCAGGAGCUAUUGUAGCAUGUGCGGCAGCAUCGGGUGGGCAUCCUGACUAUUCGGAUGAAGACAGACAAGCGCCUCUCCCAUCAGACAACAAUGCUGGGACAAUGGUAGUGCUCCACCAGGGCCAGUGCCACGUUGUCGAUGCUCACUGCAUCGAUCACGGAGCUUCUGCGAAGAAAUACUACACGGUGAAUGAUGUCUUAUUCAACCCAUUGAACCCCGAACAGUUUCUAUCGACUGGGAAUGAUUGUCAGGUGCAGCUUUGGCAGCUGCCUAAGGCUGAUGAAAUGGAAGUGAGUGAAUCCAUCACCAGCGCCCCCAGGAUGAUGAAUUCCAUGACGCUCGGAGAUGUCGCCCAGGACUUGGUGCACUCAUUCGACGGCGCAAAUAUUGCUGUGUCUUGUCGAGAUGGGUUUGUAUACCAUCCGAAUUGCCAAUUUGGUUGGAGUUGACUUUCUCACUCAGCACUGUCUCUGUCUUCAAGACGAUGAAAUUAUUCACUCCAUCAACAUGGUCCAGAACUACGCCUCCCCCUGAUCCGGAGACGAAACUCCACGUUGCCCCUCCUAAUGCCGACCAUGCCGCGGGUACUGUCCUUUGGGGCCGUGGUCCGACCGAACGCCUUAUGUACACAUCUUCAGAAGCCCAUGAUCCUGACGGGGAAGGCAAGGACCAAGGUUUCCAUCGUGCACACGAUAUAUCACGAGGUCGAGUACUAUUUCCUUUCAGUGCUAAUGAGUCGGGUGAUGCAGGAGCCGUCAGUCCAGAUGG